This is a messenger RNA of Caenorhabditis auriculariae, 1038 nucleotides long. NCBI's taxonomy places the organism in Eukaryota, Metazoa, Nematoda, Chromadorea, Rhabditida, Rhabditidae. The record is from the annotation of a GenBank genome assembly.
AUGAACCGCGUCCUGCAGCAAAGGUUCGGACGAAUCGCGUCUAUUUCCCUUCGCAGUGCUUCUAACAAUAGUGGCAUCACGACCAAGUCGCCAUCGGCAGCUCAAGUUUCAGAGACUAACGCCAAAUUCGACGAACUUACUCAUACCGGACAGGUAUUGUCACUUAUCAAUUCUAGUUUGAAACUCAAAAUAACUGAUUUAUAAAAUUUUUCAUGUCAGGCGUGGGACCAGGCGGAUUACAGACUCCAGCGUUUCGGAAUAUCUCCUAAGCAGGUAGCCAGGGGAAGGAUAGUUUCUUAGCUUAAGAAUGUUUGUAGGUGAAUCCGAACAUUGCGAUGAACUUGAUCGCACAGCGUCCGCCUCAAGACUGCGGCCACGAGCGAAGCGUUCAUUGCGACGGAGGACAUCCUGCUUUGGGUCACCCUAAAGUCUACAUAAACUUGGUGAGAAUCCAACUGGUUUCCUUUUCUUUUUUUGACAGAGUUCAUUGGGAAACGUAUAUUUUCUUUUUGAUUGGGAAAUAUCAUCGAAAGGUGUUCUUACCGAGUUUUAUGACGGUCCUAGGCGCAAAAUAAAACUAACAUCCCUGUAAGAAUAACGCAAGUUUUCUCUUUUUUAAAGCGAGCGUCUCGGACAAAGUCGGAAUGGUGAAUAAUGGCCGCUAAAAGGGAGAGGCUCAUAAAAGGCCGCAGAAAGGCAGAAAAAAGAACUUCCUUUGUCGAGCCUUCAUUUUUCUUGGAUUUUAAAGGCUCCAGAAACGGAGGGAAAAGUGAGAGGCAGCAAAAAUUGUGCGUAAGGGCCGAGAAAAUGGCGCAGAAAGGCAGCAAAAAGGAACCUUUGUUACCCUGUAAGAAAUAUUUCUAUGGAGCCCUUUUCCACUCUUUCCGAAUUUGCCUAUGGAAUUUUUUUCGAGUCUAAAUUUUCAAGUGAUUCCAGGACAAGCCCGGAGUUCACGCCUGCGGCUAUUGCGGCAACCGUUUCUACAAUUCUCACGUCACCAAGGGAACAGAUAUGGAAAUCCAGCACCUCAAUUGCUAA